Yamadazyma tenuis ATCC 10573 is the source of this 6803-nucleotide messenger RNA. The record is from RefSeq and is a predicted model, not a curated record. NCBI's taxonomy places the organism in Eukaryota, Fungi, Ascomycota, Pichiomycetes, Serinales, Debaryomycetaceae.
AAAUCAAUUGUCAUUCGUCCGCUGUUAUACAAGUUAUUUUUCAGCAUCACCAAUUAUAUUGCAUAGAUCUCCUCCAGGGAUUCAACACGUUAUACAAAUCAAUCUCCUCGUUCGGACCAUCUUUUUUCAAUUCAGAAAGGAACCCUUGACGUCCCCCUUGGAGUACCUUUCUUAACCGUGAGUCUCAAUUACCAAAAAAGCCCACCGGGCAUCUUAUUAGAAGUAGAGAAAAGCAUCAUCAAUCAGUUAUUCAUUUUACUAUCUACCACUACAGAAGAUAAUUAUCGUGUUCGACUUGAAGAAAUCAAUUACAUUUUAUCUAAUAGUUCCAGAUCAGUUCUCCCUCAUUAUUUCGGUAAAUUAUUAAGUUUAGUUUCCAUAAGUUAUACUGAAAACACCACUGAACUUAGUCCAUUAGAACAAAUACUUGAAGACAGUCUAUUAUUUCAUUUGAACGCUUUCCGUGACAUUGGUUUAUAUCAUCCAUAUUUCGAAAAGUUAUUCAACUCAAUCUCGGUUUUAGAUUUUGUUGAAAGAGUUAGAGUCGGACCAGUACUUGGAUUAUACUUCUUCGGAGAGUUCUGCACCUCGUACACUGAAGCAGACAAAGCAAAACUUCUUGUACUUGCUACCAAUAUCACACAAAGAGCUAGCUUUUUCACUGAAAGCUUUGAAUUUGCCCCCUUUUUCGCUGCUACCAUCAGUAACAAAAACUUUCCUCCAGCUGCUAAAUUAUUGGCCGCCAUCACAUUAGAAAGAACCAUUGAUCCUACUUUAAAAUUAAACAUUCUUGAACUUACCACUAAAAGUUUACCUAAUAUGUCUUUCAAAGAAUUAUUGAUCGAGGUAAAUAAGGAUUUGAAGGGUAUUAAUCCUGGAAAUUUGUUGCCUGUCAUGUUAAAAAUAGAUAAAAAGGAAAUCGAUCUGUCAUUGGCUUUGGUAAUUGCAGAGGUUAUUUCACCAGGAUCUACGAACUUGCCAUCUAAUCCUUUGAAAGGUUUGUCUACGUGCAAAUCAUUCCCUGAAUCAUCUGCCAAAGGUGCCCAAUUGCAAACCACAUUUAAGCUUCUUGAUUCUGACCCCGCCAUUAAAAUCGACUGGUUAUUAGUGUUUUCCAAGGCUCAAGAGACCUUAUCUGCAUCGAAGGCUGUAGCUCCAUCAUUCUUAAACAUAAAUCAAUUCAUAGCUGCCAUUGAUUUCCGUCCUGGCUUGUUAGACAUUGCAUUGAGUGUUGAUUGGAGCUUCAGCAACGUCUUGUUGUAUACACUUCUCACGGCUGACCCUAAGCAAGGUUGUUAUGACCUUGGCACAUCUCCUUUCUUGACGAGAGGUUUUGACGAUGUUGAGACUCCAAUUGAAUCUCAAUUGGGUAGAAGAACUCCUAUAGCAUAUAUCAAUGUCGGCCGCUUAGAGUUGAAAGUUGUUAGCCAAUACGCGGCAUCUAAAAAGCCCUUGAAUGAAAAGUCAAUUGACUCCGAAAUCUCCAAAUUGUUCGAUCAUCACUGCCAUACUUUCCCAGAAUACAUGCUUUGCGCAUGUAUCACUUUCGUGAACGAGGGUAACCCAUUCAUCGAAGGGGUUUUGAACAACUUGUUGGACACGUUGCUCACAAAUGAGAGUAAGUUUUUGAGAAAUGUAAUUCAGAAAUUCAAUGAAAGAGAACAAGGCGCUCUUAUGAAUAAGCUUUUCAACUAUUACAACCUCCGCAAGAAUACUGAUGCAAUCUUGACUAUCAGCCGCGCCAUGUUACAACUGAACUUGUUUGAUAGUUUAUUAACCCAGUUCUUGAAUAUCAAUAUCACCAUGGGGUUGAACUUGGCAAUUUGUUCCUCGGUUUUGGACUUUGAUUGUAAACCAUUGAUUGAUUCAUUGUUGAAUGAUCCAAAUAAGAGACCUAUUGUCGUUCAAGCCAUCUUAGAGAUAUUGGAGGUCAAGUCUACAGAAGACACUAACCUCAUUACCAAAACCAAGGUAUUAGGUGUAGCUACUGUAUUUCACUUAUUAGGGAUUCUUACCAGACAUGCUGGAUUCCUUAAUGGUGAGAAAUUGAAGGCAUUACAGUUACAGUUGUUAACCACUUAUCCAAGAUUAAUCAACUUUGGCUGUGGUCACGAUGGUGCUAUUCUUGAAAAUGACAAGGUAUCCAAUGUAUUCCCUGAACCAGUUGAGCAAGAGAUGAAAGCCUAUUAUUCGAAGAUGUACAACAAAGAAUUGGAUAUCAAAGAAAUAGUUGAUAUGUUGAUUAAGUUCAAGUCAAGUGAUAUCCCACACGAUCAAGAUAUCUUCGCUUGUAUGAUCCACUCAUUAUUGGAUGAAUACAGAUUCUUCUCAGAAUAUCCUUUGACUGCCUUGGCUUCCACAUCUUUGUUGUUUGGUGCAUUAUUACAAAAAGAUAUCAUUCAAGGAACUACUUUAACUGUUGCAUUGAAUUUUAUUUGGGAGUCUUGUAAUCAACCACAAGAUUCUCACUUGUUCAAGUUUGCAGUCCAGGCGUUAUACAACUUCAAGUCAAGAUUACACGAGUACCCAAACUACUGUAAGCAUCUAUUGGAGUGUAACUCAUUGUCCGCACAUGCCAAGAUGUACCAGAUAGUCAAGGAUGCGUCAAACGGUAUUCCUUGUGAUGAUCAAUCCUUCAAUGGUAGUAGACCUGAUUCAUCGAACUCCAGUGGACAACCAAUGCUGAUAAACAAAUCAACUGAGGACGGUGGAAUAAAAUAUCAAUCGAUAACUAUCUCCGACCAGAUCAUUGGAAGCAUCCAACAGGAAAAACCCAAUGAAAAUGUUACUGACAGAUUACUUUUCUUUGUUAACAACUUGACUGGCGACAACUUGAAUAGCAAAUUGCCUGAAAUCAAAGACUAUUUGAUUGAGAACUUCUUCUUGUGGUUUGCCGACUAUUUGGUUGCCGAUAGAGCCAAGUCUGAACCUAAUAAUCAUAGAUUAUACUGUGAGCUUGUUCAGGAAUUCGAUGAUCCUAUAUUCUAUGAAUACGUUUUGAGCGUUUCUUUGAGGGAAGUCAGCUUUUUGAUUAGAAACUUCAAGGAUACAUCUCUUGAACGUUCUCAUUUGAAAAACUUGGGAUCGUGGUUAGGUCAGAUUACUUUGGCUUCAGACAAAGCAUUGAAGAGAACUCACAUUGGAGUGAAGUUUUUGUUAGUGGAAGCCUAUGAUUUCAAAACCUUGCCUUACGUUAUUCCUUUUGUUUGCAAAAUCUUAGAUCAAGCCAAAUACUCGAAGAUUUUCAACUUACCCAAUCCCUGGGUACUUGGUAUCAUUAAAGUUUUGGUCGAACUUUAUGAUUGUGCUGACUUGAAAUUGAAUCUGAAGUUUGAGAUUGAAGUCUUAUUAAACUCAUUUAACAUGAAGAUUUCCGAUGUUGAGCCUUCAACAAUUGUAAGAAGCCAUCCACCAAAUCCUGCUGCUUUGGCUGCAAUGUUUGGUAUCCAGCAGAAUGCUAAUCCUUUGGUCAAUGACUUUUCCAAGUUGGCCCUUGAUGGACAAGCUCACCUCCCCCCUGCUCAAUUUCAACCUUCUCAAAUGUCUCAACAUCAAGGUUCCGAAGAUGGUGGAAUUCCAAGCCUUUCGGGCCAAAUUCCACCUCAAGGUUUACCUCAACCCAAACCUCAAGGACAACCAAAGCCAACUGCUGGAGGAUUGGAUACUUCCUUCAGUACUUUAGUUGGUAACACUAUUUUCACCACUAACCCGAACCUUAGAAGGGCUUUCCAAGCUUCGUUAUCAAGAGCUGUGCGAGAAUGUGCUGUUCCAAUCUUGAGUAAGACAAGUGAAUCUGUCAUUACAACAACUGAGGCUUUGAUUAAGAAGGACUUUGCUUACGAGGGAGAUAUCAACAAAUUCCGUAAGAGUUACCAGUCUUUGGCUGUUAAGUUAGCUCAAAGUAUUAUUGGCUCAAGUGGCCGGAAAAUCCUUAUUGAAACAAUACAAGCUUUUAUGGUCAGACUAUUAUCGCAUCAACUCAAUCCUAACGACAUUCCAUUAGGAGAGUUGAGCUCAGCAAUUCAAUCGAAUGUUGAUUUGUGUGUUGACAUUGUAAACAAACUUGCAGUGGGAAACAUCAUUGAACUCAUUGAAGAGAAAAUGAAGUAUAGUGUUCUUGAAAGGGAACAGAACCAACCUGGUCAACGUUUUGUGGAAAAGGAUGCCAACGGUUACGCAUUAAACUUACAACCUCCAUUGGGUUUGAAACCAGAAGGUCUCUUACCAAGUCAAUUGGCUGUUUAUGAGAACUUUAGUGCUUCUAUUGUUCGUCCUGAAGUUGUUUCCCAGCCUCAAGCACCUCCUCAACCUCAAGGAUUGCAAUCUUUGGGUCAACCACAAGCUCCACCUACCAGUGCUCUUUUGCAUCCCCCUCAACAACAGCAACCGGGUGCCCCUGGACUUCCUGUGCCCCAGGAUGAUACUACUGCCAUUACUGAUCAGUUGUUCGCUGCCAUCACUCAAAGUUGUGACAAAGCUAUCCUGAGUCUUGCCGAUAAUUACACUACCACUUUGGCAGAGAUACCUCAAGACCAUGUGAUCAUGCAAUGUAUUACCAAUGUGUUGACGCUCGCACAAGGGAAUGCUUUGAAGUAUCCCGAAUUGUUGCUAAAGGUUGCGCAAUAUGCUGUUAACUGCCUUUUCACUCAAGCUCACGAAAAUCCAAUCAGUAAUGAGAUCUAUGUGGUAAUCUUGGACAAAUUGUGUGAAUAUUCUCCUUCAACUGCGAAGGAUGUGACUUGGUGGUUAGUUCAUUCCUCAGAUCAGAGAAAGUUGAACAUAUCUGUCAUGUACUCUUUAUUGAAGGUGCAGUUGAUCCAACCAACUAAGUUGGAUACAUCGAUCAGUAAAUUGAUCACGGAGACCAAGAAUCCAUUGAUAGUCACCUUUGCAGCUAAUUUGUUGGGAAUCAUAUACACCAGCAAAGAUCCAAGACCUAUUGCUUUGAGAUCAGAGUUUGCAUUGUCGUUAGCCAGCUUAUCCAAAUACGAAGGUGACCAAUCCAUUGAAGGUACCAAAGAAGCUAGAGAAGCUCGCGAUAAACUUUUUGAGCUCUUAAAUGAUAACGCUCUAGUGACUGCCAACAGUGAAAUGUACAGUCAAUUGGGUUAUAUUUUCACCGAAUGGUUCAAGUUAUUGACUCACGGUGACUGCAAUGAAGAAUUAAAGGACGAGUUUGUCAAAGGUUUAUUCAAGACGGAGAUUUUGACAGAUCCGGAACUCUUCAGUAUGUUCUUCAAGUCGGCCAUUGAAGUAUCUAUCACUUCUUUUGCUAUGGAACAUGAUAUUAGAAGUAGAACACAGCAUGAAGCUUUGCUAGUGGUGGAUGCUUUGGCGGCCUUGAUAGUCCAUAUUCUUAUUAAGUUCGACAAGAAUAAUGUUGAAGAUGCCGUCGAGUAUUUCAAAAAUAUUAUGGGUGUGAUUCUCGUUUCAUUUACAAAUGAUCACGAAUCGUCCAAUGGUCAAUGGAGCGAAAGAGCUUACUUCAAGUUCUUUUCGUCUUUGUUGUGUUACUGGAAUGAUGCUUCCAUGAUGCAAGUUGAUGCUACUGUUCAUAUGGAUAUUCAAUUUUUCAACUUUGUUGGUGAUAUCUUCUAUUCUUUGCAACCAAUUAUCUUCCCAGGAUUCACCUUUGCGUGGAUUUCAUUAAUAAGCCACAGAAUGUUCUUACCUAGGGUAUUGGAAUUACCUAAUAAGACGGGACACGGAAUAUUGGUUAAGCUUUUGACACCAUUAUUGAGAUUUGAAUCCAUUUACUCAGUAGAUGAAUCAGUCAACUAUGAUGUGAUUUGUGUUAUUUUUAAAGCCAUCAACCGUAUCUUUGUUGGAUUAUUCCAUGACUAUCCUGAUUUUUUCAGCGAAAACUACUUGCAGUUAUUAGCUUGCAUUCCUGCCAGCUACAUCCAAUUGAGAAAUAUUGUGUUGAGCGCAACUCCAAAGGGAAUCACCUUAGAGAACCCGUUCAAACGGGGAUUGAAGGUUGAGAGAAUUAGCGACAUGAAGAAAGCUCCUAUCAUCUUUUUGGACCCAACUGAAGAUAUCGUCAAACUGGGAUUGAGGAGACCAGUGGACAACUAUUUGAGAAUUCCUGGUCCUGGGUUGAUCAAGGCUGUUUACAACGGAUUGAAAUUGAGUAAACCUAAACAAGUUAAAGAGUUUGAGUUUGAUUCUGUUAACUACAACGUCGGUCUUAUCAACUCGUUGGUUUUAUACGUAACUUUGUCAGAAGGUCAAGAAAAUGGGGGUGCUUUCCAACCUAAGGAUGCGCAUGUGUCUAUAUUCUUUGACUUGUUGAGCAUCGGAUCUACUGAGUUUAAGUUCCACCUCAUUAACGCUUUGGCGAAUCAGUUAAGGUAUCCUAACACCCACACAAACUGGCUGGUGGGAUUAUUUUUACACUUCUUCAACGCAAAGACCUGGAGCAACAGUGAAAGCAGGAUCACAGUUCAAGAGCUUAUCACCAGAGUGUUGCUCGAAAGACAUGUGGUGAACAAACCACAUCAAUGGGGAUUGACGAUUUUGCUCACAGAGUUGAUCAAGAACGAUACCUACAACUUUUUUGAGUUGCCGUUUGUCAAGAAUUCGCCACCCGAAAUCAAAUUGGUAUUUGAUUCAUUGUACACAAACAUCACUACCACCCCAUAAUAAGAAACCAGUUUAUGCUGGCUGUAAAUUAGCUAUGUAGAAUAUUACUAAAAUAUAUCUUUCUUUUCAAACUCGGUCGUGUGAUUCGAAUACCAAUAUUUUGGUUUCUCACAAAUCGAUCGAAUUUGAAAAACCGCAAAUUCCACCAGUGUAGGUUC